AUGAUAAGGAUGAAUCAUACAUGUCCGUGGCCGUGAAAACGUGUGAUUCUGGUGGCAGAUGGGGUACCGUUUGUGAACCAAUCGCCUAUUCUAAUCCUUAUACAAUCACCCCUUCAUCUGAUGGCUAUCUUCAUCUUCAUCUUCAUCUUCAAUUUAUAAUACCACCACAUGUCUCUGCCACCGCAGCCGCCUCCACCAUCACUCCACAAAACCCUUCCCAAGUCUUUCUCCGACUUCAUCUUCUCUCUCUUCACCCUCUAUGCCUCUUCCCCCAAACUGACUUCCACUUACAAUCAUCAUCGCCGUUUCUCUAGGUUCCCCGUUAUUCCCUUGACCAAGACCUCCAUCCAUCAUUUUGCUACCCCACAAUCCCUCUCCGAUUGGCUCCGCCCCCGUCUACCCUCCGAUUCAUUCGCCGCUUGGGGAACCAGACCCGGCACCAAGAACAUCCAUAACCUAUGGCUCGAGCUCUAUGAAGGAGAAACCUCUCUUGCCGACUCUACCCCUCCUCUCCGUACGGUCCAAGUUGUCGUGGUUCGCGUUAGGGAUGAUAAAAAUCGAAUCUUGAUCGAAUCACAUCAAGAAUUGUCGAACGGUGACGUAAGGAACCGCUCCAGACCUCUAUCCGAGAAAAUGAAGCCUGGGGAGACCGUAGAAGAAGCUGUUGCCAGAGCAGUCAAGGAAGAACUGGGUUCAAUUAUAACCGCAUCUUGUCUUCAUGAUGACAUUUUGAAAAUUAUACCGGAUUCUUAUUCGAGUAAGGUGGAGGAGAAGGUGUCUGUUUCAUACCCUGGACUGCCAGCUUGUUAUGUUUUACAUACGGUAGAUGCCAUGGUUGAUGGUUUGCCCGAUUCUGGUUUUUGCACCAUAGAAGAUGAAAAGAAGCAACUUCUUGAUGAUAAGGAAGAGGCUGAAGGAGCAGUUUCCUGUACGAAGCAUUACUGGAAAUGGGUUGAUUCUAAUACUGUUUCAUUUUGAUUUUUACAUGUACGGGUGGAGGUGAGUUUGAGCUCUCCGUUCCUUCCGAAUCUUGUGCAUAUUAAGUGAGUGUUAGAAUCAUGGAAAGAAGCUGUCUGGAUGCUUAAAGUUGAUCUUUUGUGAACUUGAUAAUACAAAGAUGUAUAGUGCUGAGUUGUUUGCUAUUGACAUAAAGUUACAGAUUGCUAAGUUGUUUGUUUUGCUGUAUCAUCUUGUUGUUACACAUGUACAUAAAACUUAAGUAGUUUUCGUU
This is a messenger RNA of Cynara cardunculus var. scolymus (artichoke), 1231 nucleotides long. RefSeq lists its product as uncharacterized. The transcript has a single exon. The record is from RefSeq and is a predicted model, not a curated record. Lineage: Eukaryota; Viridiplantae; Streptophyta; Magnoliopsida; Asterales; Asteraceae. Bases 169 to 978 code for a protein of 269 amino acids.